This is a messenger RNA of Cicer arietinum (chickpea), 471 nucleotides long. The record is from RefSeq and is a predicted model, not a curated record. NCBI's taxonomy places the organism in Eukaryota, Viridiplantae, Streptophyta, Magnoliopsida, Fabales, Fabaceae.
UGUGAACCAAAAAGGAAAAUGACAUGCUGUGUUGUGUUGAAGAUAAGGGAGGGCAAAUUAGAAUUUGCGUGGUUAAGCAAUUUCAAGAGAAGAAAAUAUCUCUUGUUUAACCUUCGAAUUUCCGAAGUGCAACAUUGUCGCUAAGCUCCAACUAAAGAUAUGGAAGAACGUACACAAAGGUAUGCAGUGGUGACAGGGGCAAACAAAGGAAUUGGAUUUGAGAUAGUAAGACAGUUAGCUUCAGCUGGAAUCAAAGUUGUGCUUACAGCAAGAGAUGAAAAAAGGGGUCUUCAAGCAUUGGAAACACUCAAAGCUUAUGGUUUAUCUGAUUUUGUUGUGUUUCAUCAACUAGAUGUUGCUGAUGCUUCAAGUGUAGCUACUCUUGCUCAUUUUGUCAAAUUCCAAUUUGGGAAACUUGAUAUUCUGGUAACAUUCAAUUUUUUUUAUAGGGAAUGAGUGGUUAUAUUAGUU